This is a messenger RNA of Schizophyllum commune H4-8, 1513 nucleotides long. RefSeq names its product Inositolphosphorylceramide-B hydroxylase. Gene Ontology annotation, cellular component: endoplasmic reticulum; membrane. Lineage: Eukaryota; Fungi; Basidiomycota; Agaricomycetes; Agaricales; Schizophyllaceae. The transcript is spliced from 6 exons. Gene Ontology annotation, molecular function: heme binding; fatty acid 2-hydroxylase activity; iron ion binding. The record is from RefSeq and is a predicted model, not a curated record. Bases 123 to 1265 code for a protein of 380 amino acids. Gene Ontology annotation, biological process: fatty acid metabolic process; lipid biosynthetic process.
GGCGAGACUCCAUCUUCCUUCUUGCCGCCAGGACCCUCAGCGAGCAGUCGAGUCCAACAGCGAACAGCACCGUUCGCGUUCCCUCUUUUGACUCCUUCUCGCUAAAAGCGUUCCCUGCCGCCAUGUCGAAGGCCACGAAGCGCAUCCGCAUCUUCACUGCGGAGGACGUCGCCGAGCACAAGACGGCGGAAAGCACCUGGGUCACGUACAAGGACAGGGUGUACGACAUCACCCAAUUCCUCCCCGACCACCCUGGCGGCGAUGAUAUCGUCCUCAAGUACGCCGGGAAGGCUGUUGACGAGAUCAUGAAGGACCCCCUCGAGCACGAGCACUCGGAUAGCGCGUACGACGUGCUGUCCGACUACCAGAUUGGCAAGCUCGGUACGGAAGAGACGAUCGUCAAGGAGGACUGGGAGGCUACUGAGGAAGUGCACCCGGAUAACACGGACGAGUUCGAAGACUACGAGAAGUUCCAGUUCAUUGACCUGCGCAAGCCUAUGGUCAUGCAGGUCUUGCGUGCGGGAUGGAGGCACGUAGGGCGCUAUGGCUGCGCGAUUCUCAAAUCGUACUACCUGAAGCAAGUGCACCAGCCGCGCCAUCUCCCCCACCCCGCGCGUUUCUUCGGGCCUGACGUCCUCGAGAUGUUCACCCGCACCAAUUGGUAUGUCAUCCCCAUCGUCUGGCUGCCCAUCGCCGCGUACCUCGGCCUGCGCUCCGUCUUCCAAUUUUCGGGCCCCAUCCCCGCCUUCACGACGAACCCGCGCCUCCCGAUGGCCGCGCUCUCGAGCCUGCCCGCGUCUUCGUUCCUCAAGACCGGCAUCUGCUUCGUGAUUGGCAACAUCAUCUGGACGUUCCUCGAGUACCUCCUCCACCGCUUCCUCUUCCACCUCGAUUACUACCUGCCGGACCACCCGCUCGCGCUCAUGCUGCACUUCCUCAUGCACGGCGUGCACCACUAUUUGCCGAUGGACCGCCUGCGGCUGGUGAUGCCGCCGGUGCUGUUCACGCUGCUGCAGUCGCCGUUCACGAAGCUUGCGCACGCGUUGUUCCCGCCGGCUGUGGCGAAUGGGAUCAUCUCGGGCGCAUUUACAUUCUAUGUCCUGUAUGACUGCACGCACUAUGCGCUCCACCACACGAAGCUCCCGAAGUACUGGACCGAGCUCAAGAAGUACCACCUUGCCCACCACUACAAGAACUUCGAUCUUGGCUAUGGUGUGACCAGUGCCUUCUGGGACAAGGUCUUCGGCACUUACCUGCCGGUGUAAGCUUGCGCACGGUCGCUGCCCGCGCGCAUGUUUCCCAUCCGCGUAGAGGAUGCCACCCAUGCACGCUCAGCAAAAUGGUCCAUGCAGUUGUCUUUUGGGAUUUUACCAGGGAGUUCGCUCCCUCGAUAUGUACCGGUCUCCUCGUCGUUCCCCCCAUACCACUACCCUACGCUAAGUCCAACUGUAACUGUCAUUAUUGACUUCCUCUCCUUGUACGGCAAUUGUGAGUGCGUGAGUGGUGUCAGGAU